CUCCACGCCAACCUGCUGGAGAUGGAGUUCGGGGCCGACGUGGGGCAGAACGAGGGGAACACCCUGAGCUGCUUCGAGCGCGCCCUGCGCAGCCCCCUCCCCGACGACGCCAAGCUGCUCUUCUCCCAGCGCAGGGUCGAGUUCCUCGAGGACUUCGGCUCCAGCAUCCACAGCCUGCUCAAGGCCUACGAUGAGCACCAGAAGAUCCUCAAAGCCCACGCGGCGCGGAAGAGACCCCCCGAGAACGGGUGAGACCCC
Messenger RNA from Empidonax traillii (willow flycatcher), 258 nucleotides. Its product is annotated as pre-mRNA-processing factor 39-like. NCBI's taxonomy places the organism in Eukaryota, Metazoa, Chordata, Aves, Passeriformes, Tyrannidae. Bases 22 to 252 code for a protein of 76 amino acids. The record is from RefSeq and is a predicted model, not a curated record. The transcript has 2 exons.